GGAAUUUGUGAGGAACUGAAAGCAGCACAGGGCAGUUUAGGGGAAAGGGAGGAGCGCCAAGCAGACAAGGUCACACAUGAGAAGCCUAAGGAGGAUUUACACAAAGCACAGAGAGGCAGAGAAGCGAAAGAAUAGGUAGAGUUUGUUGACUUUCAAUCUUACCUCACAGCUAAUUACCCUUUCCUCACUGUGGUGAAAGAAAGCAAACAAAAACUAAGUGAGAAGAACAGCAAACCGAAAAGGGCAACUGAAGGCAGGAGAAGAGAAAGCAGAAGUAAUAAGAAAAGGAGGGAGAGACAGCUGUUAGAUGGUCCGGGUUUAGGAGAAUAAUUGAAGAAGAGAAACAAAACAGCAGAGAAGAGGCUGUAAGGAGUGAGCGAGAGGGGGAAUUAGUAAGAAAACAGCAGAUACUCAUUGACAGAGAGGACUAGACCUAACUCAAUGGAUCACUGACAUCAGCAAAACAAAGGAAGAGGAGCGUCACACAAGAGGUCACUGUGGUCCAGCAGCAGUGCAGCUUGCCUGAACCUGAGACAGCUGAGAUAGAGGGACACAGUUCACAGUUUCCCCUUUAUAACGGCACCAUGUUGUUGAAAGAGUACCGCAUCUGUAUGCCCCUGACGGUGGAAGAGUAUAGGAUUGGGCAGCUGUACAUGAUCAGUAAGCACAGCUGUAAGCAGAGUGGUGGGGGAGAAGGGGUGGAGGUGAUAAAGAAUGAGCCAGAUACUCACCCCCAGCACGGCCAGGGACAGCUGACAGAGAAGCGAAUCUACCUCAACAGUAAACUGCCGUCCUGGGCGAAAGCAUUUGUCCCGCGAUUCUUCUACCUGACAGAAAAAGCCUGGAACUUCUACCCCUACACCAUCACAGAGUACUCAAUAUCAUACCUUCCCAAGUUCAGCAUCCGCAUUGAGACGAGAUUUGAGAACAACAACGGCAAUAACAACAAUGUGUUUGAGGACACCCCGACCCCAGCAGAGAAUGUGAUUUUUCUGGAUAUCCUGAGUGACCCCAUCCCUGAAAAGCACUAUGAAGAGUCAGAGGACCCGGGUCGCUGGCAUUCAAGUAAAACUGGCAGAGGGCCUCUGGAUAAAGGCUGGAGAGAUGACCACAAGCCUAUUAUGUGCUCCUAUAAGCGGGUGCAGUGCAGCUUCGAGGUGUACGGCUUCCAGACAAAGACUGAGGAAUUCAUACACAAAAACAUCCGGGACAUUCUUCUGGUUGGCCACAGACAAGCAGUAGCAUGGACAGACGAAUGGCACGGGCUGAGUUUGGAGGAGGUGAGAGAGUACGAGCAAGCAAUGCAAGAGAAGACCAACAGCAAAGUUAAAUCCAACAACACAGGCUCACCGGCUGCCUCUCGUCCUCUGUUCUCUCGCUCCAUCUCAGUGACAGACGAGCGUUCACUGAAGAAGAUGGGAGUGACGACUGCGGCCAUGUCUGACCCUUCACUCUCCUCUGUGCCACAAAGUCCCAUGCGCCUCAACUCCACACCUGAAUGAUGCCUCACACACAGAUACAAAAACUGAACUGUACAGCAGGUACACACAGAAACCAAUGUCAACAUUCACAAUCAUGUGAUGUUUCUCAAACACUAACCCACAUGCAAACAGUGACUUAACGGACAUUUUGUACAGUUGUGUUGGUUCAAUUUCCAGUUUCUGAUGCACAAGCUUAAACCCUUCUGAGAUUAUGCAAACUGCCUGUACAGGCAUUUGUCAUUAUGAUAUGUUCUGAAAAUUUCGAAAGUAGCCUACGUCAGCAAUCUGUGCCGACGACAUCAGACGCUAAAUCCAACUCAACUCAUGUGACACUGUGAUAAACAUAAUAUUAUGUUUGUUUAACAAUUGUCAGCAGAGAUGGGAGGAGAGAAGAUGCACACUAUGCACGUUAAGGUUGUUCCCUAUAGGUUUGUGUGUCUUUUCAUCAUGGCAGUGUUGAAGAAAACUCAGAACUGCGCCAUUAUGGCAACAUGUUGAAUUUUAAGCCAACAAAAAAAGUUAGCCGUAAAACCUAGACGUAGUCCUGCUGAUUGUGGUGCCCUUUCCCGUUCUGCUUUAUCUUCUUAUUCAGUGUUUAUUGGCAAUUGGAAAACCCGCCUAAAUAUGCAUUGCUGCCACCAAGUGCACUGUAGUCACAAAACUCAGAAUCAAAGGCUCACAAAAUGUCCAUUAAGACACAGUAGAGAUAUUAUCCAUCCUUAUGCACAUGUACAUGUUUUGCUUUCUUCACUGCAUGUUACAAACGUUACAACAAAACACACUAUGCUAUGCUCUAUGUGGGACAAUUUCUAUUGCUGCAGUCAAAAAUCCUUCCAGUGUCGACAACCUAUAAACGCACUUUGAGUUUCUAAGCCCCAUUGGAGGUCAGCGACCACCAGCAGGGAUCUCCUAUUGUUUCCCAGCCCCGGCCCAGCAGCCCACACACAGAUGCAUAAGUAGUUUAAUAGAGUGGAUCUAAUGAGAGAGAAGAGGAGAGUGGGGGAGGCUGUCAAUGCUAUGGAUCUGCUACCCUCUCCACCUCUGCCAAUAGGUCAGACCAGGUGUAUUGACAGAAGGCAAUGAGGCGUUAUAUUGGUUCCUUGAUCACUUAGCUGAGCACUGCAAAUGGGUCAAGCCAGGGCUAAACUUCAAAUAUUAGUCAAUGAUAUUAACAUUUAUACGACUAUUAGCUCAAUUUUGUAAUGUACAUAGGAGAAUGUGUUUUUAUCAUCAGGGAUCAACAAUGGCAAUGUUGAAAUAGUUUGUUGUCCUUGUCCAUUGUAAAAACAUUUAGUUUGAAGUAAGUACAUAAAUGAAUCAAGUGGAAAGUGCAUGUGGAAACUUCUUGGUAUAGUCUUUUGUAAUGGACUUUAAUCAAUAAAUACAAUUUCUUAGCAAUGA
Etheostoma cragini (Arkansas darter) is the source of this 2882-nucleotide messenger RNA. RefSeq names its product phosphatidylinositol transfer protein cytoplasmic 1b (gene pitpnc1b). Gene Ontology annotation, biological process: phospholipid transport. The coding region runs from base 585 to 1502 and encodes 305 amino acids. The record is from RefSeq and is a predicted model, not a curated record. Lineage: Eukaryota; Metazoa; Chordata; Actinopteri; Perciformes; Percidae. The transcript has 10 exons. Gene Ontology annotation, molecular function: phosphatidylinositol transfer activity; phosphatidylinositol binding. Gene Ontology annotation, cellular component: cytoplasm.